Molecule: messenger RNA, 1590 nt
Organism: Pipistrellus nathusii (Nathusius's pipistrelle)
Lineage: Eukaryota; Metazoa; Chordata; Mammalia; Chiroptera; Vespertilionidae
Source: the annotation of a GenBank genome assembly
AUGGCACUGCCCGAGGAGCUGUACGACACCCCCGCCUCCAGGCUGGACUCCUUCCUGGUGCAGCGGCUGCAGCCCAGCCGGGAGUGGAAGGAGGAGGUGCUGGAGGCGGUGAAGACGGUGGAGCAGUUCCUGAGGGAAGAGCCCCUGCAGGGAGCGUGUUGGCCGGACCAGGAGGUGCGGGUGCUGAAGCUGGUGAAGGUGGGCCCCUUCGGCACGGGCACGGCGCUGCGGGGCGUGGCGGAGGUGCGGCUGGUGGCCUUCCUGAGCGGCCUCCGCAGCUUCCAGGAGGCGGCCCGGUGCCACCAGGCGGCGCUGCGGCUCCUGCGGGGGGCGCUGUGGACCUGCCGGGACCUGCUGGACCUCGGGCUCGAGGGCCUGGAGGUGGCCCCGGGCGUCCCCGACGCUCUCGCCUUCACCAUCUGGACCCGCUGGACCCGGGAGCCGGUCACCGUCACCGUCGUGCCCGCCCACCGGGCCCUGGGGCCCUCGGCUCCCAGCUCGCCGCCGCCCCCCGAGGUCUACGAGCGCCUGGCCGCAGCCUGCCCGGACCCCGGCCGCCUCUCGCCGUCCUUCUGCGAGCUGCAGCGGGACUUCGUGAAGUACCGGCCCGCCAAGCUCAAGGGGCUGCUGCGGCUGGUGAAGCACUGGUUCCUGCGGUAUGUGAAGGCCAGGAGCCCCCGGGCCGCGCUGCCCCCGCUCUACGCCCUGGAGCUGCUGACCAUCUACGCCUGGGAGGUGGGCACGCAGGAGAGCGAGAGCUUCGGCCUGGACGAGGGCCUCGCCACGGUGAUGGAGCUCCUGCAGGAGCACGCGUCCCUGUGCAUCUUCUGGACCACGUUCUACACCCUGCAGAGCCCCGUGGUCGAGGCCGUGGUCAGACAGCAGCUCCAGAGAGCGCGACCCAUCAUCCUGGACCCGGCCGACCCCACCCACAACGUGGCGGAAGGGUACAGAUGGGACAUAGUGGCCCAGAGGGCCAGCCAGUGCCUGAAGCAGGACUGUUGCUAUGACAGCGAAGACAACCCGGUCCCCAGCUGGAAUGUGAAGAAGGCACGAGACAUCCAGCUGAUGGUGGAGCAGGGGGGCCGGCCGGAUUGCGUCCUCACGGUGAACCCGUAUGACCCCAUAAGGAAGGUUAAGGAGAAGAUCUGGCGGGGGCAGUGCUCCUCGGGCGUGCAGCAGCGUCUGUCCUUCCAGACUCCCGGCGGCGAGCGGAAGCUCCUCGGCAGCCGCGGCUCCCUGGCCAAGUUCGGGAUAUUCUGCGACACGCGCGUCUACCUGCUGGAGACCGUCCCCCCCGAGAUCCAGGUCUUCGUGAAGAACCCGGAAGGCGGGAGCCACGCCUACGCCAUCGACCCCAACAGCUACGUGCUGGGCCUGAAGCAGCAGAUAGAAGACAGGCAGGGGCUGCUCCGGAAGCAGCAGGAGCUGCAGUUCCUGGGCCAGGUCCUGCAGGACUGGUCGGCCUUGGGGAGCUACGGCAUCAAGGACAGCGACACCCUCAUCCUGUCCAAGAAGAGAGACACAGAUUUCCCAUUUCUGCCCUGCUGCCUUCCCCAGGGGACCCUCUCUGGGCGUCCCGCCCUCUAG